GAAUUGAUUGGUGAGUGUGGGGAGGGUGUGUGUGUGGGGUGGGGAGCAUUAGUUUUGUCGAUUGCAACCCAGAAGAAAGCUGUAUCUUAAAACGAGUUUGGUCACAACAGAAAUGGUUUUGCCCAAGGAUCUACAAUAGUACCUAAAUCACUAUGGAGGAGUCCACUGAAUUAUGGACUGACGGGAACUCCCUUCUAAAGGCAGUCUGGUUGGGGAGGUUGAGGUUGACCCGGCUCUUGUUGGAAGGAGGAGCGUACAUCAACGAAAGCAACGAGCGGGGAGAAACGCCCCUGAUGGUGGCUUGCAUGACCAAACAUGUCGACCAGCAGAGCGUGAGCAAAGCCAAGAUGGUCAAGUACCUGUUGGAAAACCAGGCGGAUCCGAAUAUUCAAGACAAGUUUGGGAAAACAGCGUUGAUGCACGCGUGCGUGGAGCGGGCUGGGGAGGAAGCUGUGUCCCUCCUGCUCAACAACGGAGCGGACCCCAGUCUCGAAGAUCGUUCCGGGGCCUCGGCUCUGGUGUACGCCAUCAACACGGAUGACAAGGAGGUCCUGAAAUGUCUACUGAAUGCUUGCAAAGCCAAAGGAAAGGAAGUUAUAAUCAUAACUACCGAUAAAUCGCCUUCAGGUACCAAAACAACCAAGCAGUAUCUAAAUGUCCCACCUUCACCGGAAUUGGAAGAAAGACACUCCCCUUCUCUUUGCACGUCCCCAUCUGACAUUGAGAUUAAGACGUCUCCAACAUCUUCCUCGAACAAUGGCCUGGAAGAGGAAAAGACCUUUAAUUUCCAAGUGACGCCUCACCAGGCUGGAGGUUACACCAGCAAAGGUCACAACGACCCUGGCUCUCCCACCAGAAAGAUGAACCCAAAGAGAAUAGGCACCCGGUUGCCCCAGCUCAAGAGGCUUCAAUCGGAACCCUGGGGCCUGAUCGCUCCCUCUGUUUUAGCCGCUGCAGCCCAUCAGGAGGAAUGCAAGCGGGUUAAUCCGGACGAGGAGAUCACUCAAGGCAUCAACGGGUUGUCUCUGCCCAAACGCACUGCCCUGACCAGAACCAACAGCAUCGAAUGUAGCAAAGAUCCCAACACCUUCCCAUUUGUAGGGGACCAGGCUUGCAGGGCCUCCCCCUCCUGCACGUCGGCUCCCGUUUCCCGCAAGCAGUCCUACGAGAAAAGCCAACCCCAGCACCAGCCCCUGGCGCGAAGGAGCACUUUGCCCUCCGAGCAAGACAACGUGAGCAGCUUCUCUGCCACCGGCCAGGUCAGCUUGCGAGACACCGUGCACCGCAGGAGACUGGGCAACGACCAUUACGAUUCGGAUUCGCAGCUGUACUCAGACUCGCUCUCUGGUUCUCUCGACCCGGGCAAGAUCAGCUUUGAGAGGAAAAAGCACAACACCUCCCCCCUGACUCUGCUCACCAGUUCCCGGGAGUCGCUGGACAGCAUCCCGAGCACGUCUCCUGGCUCCGUGCGCAGGAGGCCUCCAGGCUUGCUAGAGAGGCGAGGAUCUGGCACUCUCCUCCUCGACCAUAUUUCCCACACCAGGCCGGGCUACCUGCCACCCUUGAACGUCAACCCCAACCCACCCAUCCCUGACAUAGGCUGCAACAGCAAACCUUCCUCCCCCCUGGCUAUGUGUCUGAAGUCGAUGGUACCCGUGGCCCCCUCCUCACCAAAGCGAAGCGAUGUGAAAGCCAAAAAGAAGCUGGUGAGAAGGCAUUCUAUGCAGGUGGAACAAAUGAAGCAACUGUAUGACUUUGAAGAACUCAACACCCAGUGAACAGCCCCAAUCAGU
Messenger RNA from Callorhinchus milii (elephant shark), 1793 nucleotides. RefSeq names its product ankyrin repeat domain 34C (gene ankrd34c). The transcript has 2 exons. Gene Ontology annotation, molecular function: protein binding. Bases 153 to 1778 code for a protein of 541 amino acids. NCBI's taxonomy places the organism in Eukaryota, Metazoa, Chordata, Chondrichthyes, Chimaeriformes, Callorhinchidae. The record is from RefSeq and is a predicted model, not a curated record.